AUGGCUUCUUUCCAGGACCGUGCCCAGCACGCUGUUGCCCAGCUCGACAAGGAGCUCUCCAAGUACCCGGUUCUGAACAACCUGGAGCGCCAGACCAACGUCCCCAAGGUCUACGUCAUCCUGGGUCUGGUCGGCGUCUACUUCUUCCUCGUUUUCUUCAACAUCGCUGGCGAGUUCCUCGUUAACUUCGCCGGUUUCCUCCUCCCCGGUUACUACUCGCUCCAGGCCCUCUUCACUUCGGGCACCGCGGAUGACACUCAGUGGUUGACUUACUGGGUCGUCUUUUCUUUCCUGACCGUCAUCGAGAGCGCCAUCAGCGCCGCCUACUGGUUCCCCUUCUACUACAUCUUCAAGUUCGUCCUGAUCCUCUGGAUGGCUCUUCCCCAGACCAGCGGUGCUCAAAUCGUCUUCCACUCUUUCCUCCAGCCCGUUGCUGGCCGCUUCUUCUCCAGCACCGGUACCUCCACCAACCUCCGCGCUCAGGCCGAGGCUGCUGCCAAGUCCCAGUAA
This is a messenger RNA of Penicillium waksmanii, 510 nucleotides long. RefSeq names its product putative membrane biogenesis protein (Yop1) (gene yop1). NCBI's taxonomy places the organism in Eukaryota, Fungi, Ascomycota, Eurotiomycetes, Eurotiales, Aspergillaceae. The record is from RefSeq and is a predicted model, not a curated record. The coding region runs from base 1 to 510 and encodes 169 amino acids. The transcript is spliced from 6 exons.